AACCUGAAAUUUCUGAUUUUAAUCCCGAAUAUAAUUAUAUCGAUGACUUGGUGAAAGCAUGUUAUGAUCAUGGUCCAACUACAAAAAAUGAUCCUAGAUAUAAAAAUAGAAAAUAUCGUGAUAAACUCAAUAUUAGCUUUAUAAAAAAAAUAAAUAGAUGUUAUUUUUAUUUGAUCAACAAAACUCACCUAGGAAAAGGUGUUGAAACAAUGAUUGAUGAUUUGGUAAAAGAAAUUCUUCAAAUACCAAGUAUUUCGGGUCAAGCCAACCAUAUACAAGAAAUUAUUAAUGAAUUAAAUACUGAAAAUAAAACCUUAAAAAAUGAAAACGAAGAAUUAAAAAAAAAUAAUUCUGAAGUUUUAAAAAUUUUUAAAGAAGAAAAUGAAAAAUUAAAAACCCAAGUAAACGAUAAAAACAACAAUAAUACUUCAUUAAAACAGCAGUUAGAAAACUGUAAUAAGGAUCUAAAAAAUAUCGAACUGCAAACUGAAAAAUGUCUAACCGCAUUGGGAUCGAAAUACAACAAAAAUACCACUUUAGACCAAAAUAUGAACAAACUCGUUGAAUUAUGUGAAGAAUUAACUAUUUUUA
This is a messenger RNA of Racocetra fulgida, 591 nucleotides long. Lineage: Eukaryota; Fungi; Glomeromycota; Glomeromycetes; Diversisporales; Gigasporaceae. The record is from the annotation of a GenBank genome assembly.